Messenger RNA from Ambispora gerdemannii, 714 nucleotides. The record is from the annotation of a GenBank genome assembly. NCBI's taxonomy places the organism in Eukaryota, Fungi, Glomeromycota, Glomeromycetes, Archaeosporales, Ambisporaceae.
AUGACACUGACAAAACCAAAUAAUUUAUUACUUCAAAGUUUAUCCAUUCAAUGUCGAACCUUUUCUACAAGUGCCACAAACUGGAAUUUGUUGCGUAGACGUCGUGGGCCUGCUGUUUCUCGUGCUUAUGCGGGAUAUGAUGUUGAAAAGUUAGACGAGUACAAGUUUGACGACAUGACUAGCGCAGGACAAGAGAUACUGUCGGCACAACGAGAAGUUCGUAAAUAUCUGCGGAAAGCUAAAUACGAAUUACCACAUUUAAAAAAAUUUGCAGAAGCUUUUAAUCCUCCAGCAGAAAAACAAAUUCUACGCUUUCAAAGAGAAUACCUGAUCGGUGAAAAAAGCCCAAUAAAGAAAAAAGUAAAAUUGACAUUCUCUCUAUCCGACCUAAUAACUCACGCGAAUCUGACGCCUGUACAAGCGCAUAAGUUUAUAUUACUGUGUGGCACGCAUUAUAAUCUACCGAAAUGGACCACGAAAUUCAAUAAGGAUGAAUUUCCGUAUCAAGGUGAAUUGAAGUUUGUUUGCGAAAAGUUCCCGUAUCAUGCUCAGAAUAAAAAGUAUUUGAGUGAUUUGUUGGAUCGAUUAAUUAAGGAGGCAAAGGAUGAGACAGAUACUUUUGAAGAUAUUCCUAUUGAUUUGCGACAUAUUAAAAAAAGGAAACCAAAACUUUGUUAUCCCAAGGAAUGGCUUCCAAAAGUAUUGAAAUCAUGA